AAACGGAACCGACAGGAAGACGAGACAGGUCGAAAGAAAUAGCAAGUAACAAUGACUUUGCUUUGAAAAUUCCAAGCUCGGCUAUUUCAUAUCUUUUACAUAGCCUAUUUCAGGAAAUUGAAAUUGGCUAUGUUCACAAAUCUCCUUCACAUAACGAAAAUUUUGGUUACAACGGUUAUAAUCAUAUUCCAUCUCUGAACUCUCUA
Dentiscutata heterogama is the source of this 206-nucleotide messenger RNA. Lineage: Eukaryota; Fungi; Glomeromycota; Glomeromycetes; Diversisporales; Gigasporaceae. The record is from the annotation of a GenBank genome assembly.